UCUCUCUCUCUCUCUCUCUCUCUGAAGCAAUGGGAGGCUGUUUCUCUGUCUCAGUGUCAUGUGAUAACGUGGUAAAUCAAGUCUGCCAAUAUCUAUGCCUCAAAGGAAGUUAUAUCCACAACCUCUCCCAGAAUCUAGCGACUCUCCAGAAAGCCAUGGGAUUGCUCAAGGCGAAGAGAGAUGAUGUUCAAGGGAGGGUAGGCAGAGAAGAGUUUACUGCGCAUCGUCGAAGACUUGCUCAAGUCCAGGUAUGGCUUAACAGUAUCCUCACAAUGGAAAACCAAUAUAAUGAGCUUCUUAAUACUAGUGACGUUGAGCUUCAAAGGUUGUGUCUUUGCCGAUUAUGCUCUAAAAGUAUGAAACUUAGCUGUCGUUAUGGGAAAAAGGUUAUCCUGAUGUUGAGGGAGGUAGAGAGUCUUAUCUCUCAAGGAGAAUUCGAUGUAGUGACAGAUGCAGCUCCUAUAGCUGAGGGUGAAGAGUUGCCUGUCCAGUCGACGGUAGUUGGUCAGGAAACAAUGCUGGAAAUGGUAUGGAACCGUCUGAUGGAAGAUGAAGUUGGGGUUGUGGGUCUGUAUGGUAUGGGUGGAGUUGGCAAAACCACCCUUCUCACGCAGAUCAACAAUAGGCUUUCUAAUAAAACUGGUGGGUUUGAUGUUGUGAUAUGGGUUGUUGUGUCUCAAAAUGCAACAGCCCAUAAGAUUCAGGGGAGCAUCGGUGAAAAGCUAGGCGUUGGGGGGAAAGAGUGGGACGAGAAAAGCGACGUGGAGAGAUCCCAUGACAUCCACAAGGUUCUUCAGAGGAAGAAGUUUGUGUUGUUUCUGGAUGAUAUAUGGGAGAAAGUGAAUUUAAGUACGAUUGGAGUCCCCUAUCCAAGCAGAGAAACGGGAAGCAAAGUAGCAUUUACCACCCGUUCUCAAGACGUGUGUGGACGCAUGGAGGUUGAUGACCCGAUUGAAGUCUGUUGUCUGGACACGGACAAAGCCUGGGAUUUGUUCAAAAAGAAAGUCGGGGAAAACACGUUGGGAAGCCACCCAGACAUUCCCGAGCUCGCAAGGAAAGUCGCAGGGAAAUGUCGUGGCCUACCAUUGGCCCUUAAUGUCAUCGGUGAAACAAUGGCGAGAAAAAGAUCAGUACAAGAGUGGCGUCGAGCAGUUGAUGUGUUGACUUCAUCCGCCACAGAGUUUUCAGGCGUGGAAGAUGAGAUUCUUCCGGUAUUGAAGUAUAGCUACGAUAAUUUGGAUGGUGAGAUGACCAAGUCAUGUUUUCUAUAUUGCUCUCUGUAUCCUGAAGAUGGUCUUAUUGAUAAAGAAGAAUCGAUAGAGUACUGGAUAGGAGAGGGGUUCAUUGAUGAGAAGGGAGGUAGAGAGAGGGCAAUGAACCAAGGUUAUGAGAUACUCGGGACCCUCGUCCGUGCAUGUUUGUUGUUGCAAGAUGACAAGAAGGAAUCAAAAGUAAAAAUGCAUGAUGUGGUGCGGGAGAUGGCCAUGUGGAUAGCCUCAGAUCUAGGAAAGCAUAAAGAAAGAUGUAUUGUACAAGCUGAUACCGGGAUACGUGAAAUACCCGAAGUGAAGAAUUGGAAAGAUGUGAGAAGAAUUUCGUUGAUGAAAAAUGAUAUUGAAACAAUAUCUGGGAGCCUUGAGUGUCCUGAACUUACAACCCUCUUCCUUCGAAAAAACGAACUCGUGGAGAUCUCAGAUGGAUUCUUUCAGUCUAUGCCAAAACUACUUGUUUUGGAUUUAUCAGGGAAUAAUCUCAGUGGAUUUCGAAUGGAUAUGUGCAGUUUGGUUUCCUUGAAAUAUCUUAACUUGUCAUGGACAAAGAUAUCAGAAGUACCUUUUGUGAAAAUGCUAACACAUCUGAAUUUGGAGUGGACGAGGAGCCUUGAGCGUUUAGAUGGGAUAUCAGAAUUGUCAAGCUUGAGGACACUGAAACUACUACAUUCCAAAGUGCGGCUAGAUAUAAGCCUCAUGAAGGAGCUUCAUCUCUUACAACAUAUAGAGUAUAUAAGCCUAAGUAUCUCGCCAAGAACAUUGGUAGGGGAGAAAUUGUUCUAUGACCCCAGAAUUGGAAGAUGCAUCCAACAACUUUCUAUCGAGGACCCUGGGCAAGAGUCAGUAAAAGUAAUAGUUUUGCCAGCUUUGGAAGGUCUCUGUGAGAAGAUACUAUGGAACAAAAGCCUGACAAGUCCAUGCUUCUCAAACCUCACUAAUGUGAGGAUAAGUAACUGUGAUGGUUUAAAGGAUUUGACGUGGCUGUUGUUCGCUCCGAACCUUGUGGCUGACUCAGUGCAACUAGAGGAUAUAAUAAGCAAAGAGAAAGCUGCGAGUGUUUUAGAGAAUAAUAUUGUUCCUUUCCGGAAACUAGAAGUCCUUCAUUUUGUCAAAUUGCCUGAGCUUAAGAGCAUAUACUGGAAUUCUCUGCCUUUUCAACGUCUGAGACGUCUCCGCCUAAGCAAUGGCUGUAGGAAGCUGAGAAAGCUUCCUCUGAAUUCUAAAAGCGUGGUUGACGUUGAAAAAUUUGUCAUAAAGUACGAUGAUGAAGAGUGGUUAGAAAGAGUUGAAUGGGAGGACGAAGCCACAAAACUCCGUUUCUUACCUUUAUGUACGACCCGAUCGAUGAUCUUCUAAACUGUUUUUCUGUUUCUCUCUUUUUUUUCUUCUGAAAUUGUAUUUUGCCUACCUCUGUUUCUUCUGUUUUCUACGUUUCAUGGUGUCUUCUCGUUUGUCCUAAAAAUAAAUCAUCAUUUAUUGUCA
This is a messenger RNA of Brassica napus (rape), 2753 nucleotides long. Its product is annotated as disease resistance protein RFL1-like. The record is from RefSeq and is a predicted model, not a curated record. Gene Ontology annotation, molecular function: ADP binding; protein binding. Lineage: Eukaryota; Viridiplantae; Streptophyta; Magnoliopsida; Brassicales; Brassicaceae.